Molecule: messenger RNA, 875 nt
Organism: Scophthalmus maximus (turbot)
Lineage: Eukaryota; Metazoa; Chordata; Actinopteri; Pleuronectiformes; Scophthalmidae
Product: histone H3
Exons: 1
Coding region: 12-422 (136 amino acids)
Cellular component (GO): nucleosome
Molecular function (GO): DNA binding; protein heterodimerization activity; structural constituent of chromatin
Source: RefSeq, a predicted model, not a curated record
AAGUUACAAAAAUGGCAAGAACCAAACAAACCGCUCGUAAGUCCACCGGAGGAAAAGCUCCCAGGAAGCAGCUCGCCACCAAGGCUGCCCGCAAGAGCGCGCCGGCCACCGGCGGCGUGAAGAAGCCUCACCGCUACAGGCCCGGUACCGUGGCGCUGCGGGAGAUCCGCCGCUACCAGAAGUCCACCGAGCUGCUGAUCCGCAAGCUGCCUUUCCAGCGCCUGGUGCGAGAGAUCGCCCAGGACUUCAAGACCGACCUGCGCUUCCAGAGCUCCGCCGUCAUGGCUCUGCAGGAGGCCAGCGAGGCUUACCUGGUCGGCCUGUUCGAGGACACCAACCUGUGCGCCAUCCACGCCAAGAGGGUCACCAUCAUGCCCAAAGACAUCCAGCUGGCCCGCCGCAUCCGAGGGGAGAGAGCUUAGAGUCUCCCGGCUCCUGAUAUUUACACAACGGUUCUUUUAAGAGCCACCUCACUGUUCACUGAAGAUCACAUGUUCCUCUAAACAGACAAGUCACGUGUUUAUCUUACUGCAUAAAUAUAUGAAUUUGAAAGAGCGAUUUUUAUUGUUAUUCACGUGAUAACACGGACUUGGUUCAAGCCACGUGUCUAUACUAGGCAUUACGGUAGGAAGUGGUUUCACAUUCACGGGAAUCUUAACCCAAACCACAUUAACUUUGAGAAGUCCUUUUCAAGAUUGAUCUUAAGUCACUCCAUCAAAUUUUAGAGGUUCAUGCAUAUUAACUGGAAUCCUGAUAAAAAACCAUUACAUUUUAAUUAUAUUCCAAAUCAGUGAAAACUAGGUAGUCAUUAAUUCGUUCUAAACCAGGUGAAUGUGUAUGAAGUAGAAAUCGAAAACAAGACUAUACAUUUAUGC